AAAAGUACAUAUAAGACAGAGAGAAAAAAAAUACAAUGUGCAACAAAGUAUAUCCACUUUUAUCACAGCUGUUACAGUAUGAGGAGACUUGAUUUUCAAGUGUGUUCAUUUUUUGUUAUGUCCUUUUUUUGGUAACGCGAGUAUGAAAAAUAAUCAUCAUAUUUCCAUUUUCCUUUUUUUAUAUACAUUGAUUAUUUAACUAAUAAAAUGUAAGAAAGUAUGGUAAAAAUUUAACGCGAGUAAACGUGGAACUGUCCUAUAUUAUUUAAUACAUAUAAGUCAUUAUUAAGUAUACCAAGAGACACAUGUAUUAAUAUUAUUAGUUUAAAAUAUACAUGUAAUCGAAUAGUACUAUACUGAAUAAAUAGAAGUAAUGUUAAUAUACGGUCAUUAGUGUUACGCAGCUUUAUCCGUAAUUUUCUUAUAAUUUGCAUUGGGAAAUGUCCUAAUCCACUAUAAACAAAAACAUUACAAGUUCCUUUGUGUACCCAUAAUAGUAUUUUAUAGAACUGUAUAUGAAUUUUUUUCAAUGUCUCUGCCAGAAUGAAAACACCACACUUACUACUGACGUGCUGUCGUUUCUUAUUAAAUAUACUACAUACCCAGAACAGUACUGUAUGUAAACAGCUGAUAAGGCAUAAAUAUCCAAAGACAGAGAAUUACCUAUAUUUGCAGACCUUCGUUUUUGAAAAACCCAGGAGUGCUAAAACUCUACCUAUAAUAUAUUUAUUUAUUUAGGGGGACACAACGACUCGGUACAAAUGAAAUUCCAUUAGUAGCAAGGGAUAUGUCAUAUCCACCAUCCCAACUAUCCUAAUCAUCUUUGUGGUACAUAAUGAUGAAAUUCAAGAUGGAUUCCUACAUAUGUUUAGCUGCACAUUCAUCAAUCCAUUGAACACUGAACAGGAGUUUCUAAGAAGAUACUAAGUUCAAACGUUCGGUCAUGUCGGGAAAAGAACCAGACAACUUUAAAGAAAAGAUACGGAAAUUACUUGGCAUCAACAAACCAUCAACACCGCUAACAAUCCCGAGAACACAGACAAAAGAAAUCAUAUUUACACCAGAGCUUUUAAAGGAAAUUGGACCUGAUGGCCCCCUAAACAAUCGGAUAAAGACAAUCCGAGAGCUGAGUGAAAUAGUGAGAACUAAGAGAUUAGAGGAGAAUGCCAUGGAAGCGCUCUGGGCGGCUAUAUGCGAUCUGCUACCUCCGCACGUUCCCGCCGAGAACCGCCAUGUUGCUCUGCACUUCCUGCGCAGUCUACUCGAGGGACAGUUGAACAACCUGGGAAUCCUGCGAGGACAUUUUUUCCGCGUCAUACAGAAACUCACCUGCCCGGAAGAUCUGCAAGACAAGUUGGAAAUGUUCAAGAUACUUAGUGAGGACGGUAGAAAUCUACUUGACUUCGAAGAAGAAACAGGUUUAUUUCUGUGUAACUGGAUGCCAGAUGUUAUUGCUGCAGGUCAAAUUCAAGAAUUUCUCCAUCUUCUCGUUCAAGUGAUCAAGUUCAAUGCAGCCUAUUUAGAUGAAGAUGUCGUGGCCAGCUUAGUACAACAAACCUGCAUGAUUCCUAAUGAAGCUAAAUCUCAAGAAGAACGCAAUUUAAAACAUUGUCUUGAAGUCCUUGAUGCUGUCGUUAGUUACAGUUAUCUCCCUUCAUCUUCCCUGCACCCGUUCAUUGCUGCUCUGUGCCACAUGGUAAACAAGCCCAAGUUCUGUGAAGAAAGCUGGGAGCUGAUGCGCAAGUUGUUGGGAACACAUCUUGGUCAUAGCAGUAUCUACACUAUGUGCUGUAUGCUGCAAGACAGAUGUCCACUGGUUAACCCGCUGCUUCUCCGAGGUGCCGUUUUCUUCAUAGGAAUGGCUCUCUGGGGUUCUCGACUUGUCACCUCUUUGAAACACACCCCUGCGUCCGUUCUUCCUUCAUUCCUUCAGGCACUGUCGACACAAAAUGAAAUAGUGGCAUACGAGGUGGUCCUGUCAAUUCAGCGACUUGUUAAAAAGUACGGGAAAGAUGUCCACCAUGUUACCUGGGAAAUUAUUCUUGAUAUUGUUGAAACUCUGCUAAAGCAACUGGAGCUUCAGCCGAGCCGUGAGCCGCGGAUGCAGGGCGAGGUGCAUGACGUGUUGACGACUGUCGAGGAGCUGCAUGAGCGCGGCCACUUCAUGGGCUCCGUUGCUCGCUUCUUCAACCUCAUCGAGAUCUGCGUCAACAACAGAUCGGAGAAAUCUGUGUCGAUGUUGAUCGAUUAUCAUGCACAGUCGAUCCACCCAGGAAAAGAAAACUGGAUCCAGAAUCUGAGUGCGAUUUUAGAUAAAUACUUCAGACAGGAAACGAGGACUGAAAUCAGGAAGAAGUCUCUGAACGUGUUGUCGUUCAUACUGAGUAUAAACAAACAUGUUUAUGAGUCCGAUUUAAUGGAGAAAGUUGUUAUUCCACAACUGGGACACAUUGAAAAUGAUCCUGAUCCAGAAGUACGACGUGUUGCCGUGGAGAUGCUCCUAGUUUUGGCCAAUGACUGUAACACUGCAGAAUUCAUGGACAUCAUUGUACUUGUUGAAAAGUUACUACGGCGCCCGAUGACUGGUGAAGCAGCAGCGGUUCAUACUGCCGACGGAGCCGAUGUGGUCUGCAGGACAGACGAGAGCCAGAUCGUGGACAUCAGAACGGCCGUUGUUAAACUGGUGGAAGUUUUUAAAUGCAAGUUGUACCAGGUUCCGUCCAGUCACUGUCUGAAGGUGUACGAGUUGCUCAUUGAUCACAUGGUCACACACUAUUCCCAGAAGUACGUCAGCCACUCCGCCUGUACUGUGCGCAAAGCUGUGAUUGAAGCUUUGCUGCAGCUGAGAUCAGACAGUCUACACAGGCUGGGACUGAUUGACCGUGGGUCGGAUGCUCAUUUUGCAUACACUCGCUACAUUGUGUGCAAAGAAAGUGAGGAGAAAGACGAUGAAGUUCCCGCUAGUCCAACAACUAGUUCCACUUCCUGUCCGUGGUAUCAAGCGCCCUCUGUCAUUAGCUACAACGAGGCCUUCAAAUUGUUUAUCAUGUGUCUGGAGCAUGAAUUUGACUGGGAUGUGUUGAAAUGUGUUCUGGAGAAACUGCCUUUAGUCCUGCAGAACAAAACACUCAUCCUCUCUGCCGAACACUGCCUGGUGGACAUUCUUUGCCACAGAUUGUGCUCAAUGGUAAACGACAGGUGUCUCGGAUUUCCAGAGAAGCUGCAGAGUUUACCACCAAAGUUCACCCGCUCGGACUUCCACACCUAUAUAUUUCCUGUAUUGGCUGCCAUGGUAACCUACCAUGAUUACCUUGACAGAAACAGACAGCGUGAAUUGAUCAAGUGUUUGGAGUUUGGCCUCGUGUCAAAGUGUGCGAAGGUGUGCGUCAGUGCUCUGCGGAUAUCGUCACUCGAGAUGCAGGACGUCAUGAUGAGACAGCUGCCGUCCGUCCUACUCUCCCUGUCGAAGAUCUCCGCAACCAUUUCCAUGGCCAUCCCCGUCCUCGCGUUUCUCUCAAGUAUUGUGAGACUACAGAAUCUGUAUGUCAACUUUGUGGAAGAUCAGUAUAUGAGUGUGUUCGCGAUCGCUCUUCCGUACACAAACCCUUUUAAAUUCAGUCAUUACACCGUCUCUCUCGCUCACCACGUCAUAGCCAUCUGGUUCAUACGGUGUCGUCUGCCAUUUAGGAAAGCUUUCGUUAAAUUUAUUCAGAAGAGUUUGAAAGCUAAUGUGCUUCAGCAGUUUGAAGAGAAUUCCAUGCUACAUUUACAAAAUCAGGACUCGAGAGAUCGAAGUCGAUCUGGUUCGUACACUGAGGGAGCUCAAAGCAGAUUCCGGAGAUCGACGGGUGCCUCCAUGCUGCAGCGUGACCGCCGUCCCGUCAUGGAUGAGAAGAUGUCGCAGUUCCACAAGGAGCUCACCGAGACCUGCACGGACGUCAUGGCCAGAUACACGUUCGGCAACUUCGCGGCCAUGCCUCACAGAUCACACCUUGUCCAGUUCCUGCUGUCUGGGGGACAAAGCCAGACUUGGUUGCAUGGAAACCGCAUCAUCACCAUAACAACAAGUGGAGGUGGUACAAAGGUUGGCAACACAGGCCUUUGUGAGAAGUGUUUGGUUCUGUACCAGGAAUCGUACGAGUCGAAACCUCCACCGCCGGCGCGACACGAUCGACGCAGACACAAGUCCGCUGCCUGUGUCAGUAUGAGUCACACACAGCUGUCUCCCUCGGUUGUCAGUAGCGACGAGAAUUUUGGACGUCCCCGGUGGUCACGUGAUGACAUGAGUCUUCCGUCGGAGGAUUUGUUUGGUCUGGGUCAGGAUGAGGUCGGGGUUCAGACGGGGUCGUCGUUGUCUGGGUCGUGGCUAGAGAACGAAUCUCUCGAGUCGUUACUGCUAGGUAUAAAGAGUCAGAGUCAGGACAAGCGAGUGUUCUGUACGAACCAGUGUAACUGCUGGUGUACGAGCUGGGCAGAGAUCCACAUCCGCGGGCCGAGUGGAAACAUCUCAUGGAUGAUGCGUAUCGAGAACGAGGUGGGACAUUUCUCCAGCCAACACGAUGUCACGCUGCCCGACCUCACGCUACUGUUUGCGCCUUUGCGGCAGAAACCUGUGGCCGAUGUGGUUGACAGUUCGGCGAAGAUCGACAGCGAGAGUCUGGGAGAGGCAGAGUACGAGUCGUUGUAUUCCCAGCACUUCCCAGAAGAUACCGUAGAAGAUCCAUCUGUGCUAUUAAAACAAGAGAAGCCUAGCCAGUUGCCAAAACCGGGACUGGAAGGUUCUGCCGUAUUACCCGACUUGUCGCAUCCUUGUCCAGUGACACUGAGGAAAAGUAAUUCAUCUCCAUCGCUGCUGACAUCCUGUUCAGACAGUCCGUCGCCCAAGGAGGUUUUGUCCGACGUGGCCGUCAGUCAGAUGUCAAGCUCAGGCUCGUCUGUCCAGAAGAGUUGUGACAACGCAGACAGUGACACGACAGCCAGAGAAGUCCGCAGUGUGCUCACGAGGAAAAGAAGUAACAGCUUCCAUGACCCGGAGAAAGAUAAACUACCUCCAAAAAUGGCUCCAGUAAUAACGAAAGAAGAGAUGCUUUCUUCUGUUGUCAGAAUUGAUGACAAAGGUAAAAAAGCACUCACUGAUGGAAAUAUGGAGUGUGGUAACUCAUCCAAAACGGAUGUCGGCACAAGUGUGAUAAAACAAAUGGACUCUUCCACAGAUAAAGACAACUGUAACAGAUGUGAAGCCGAGUUGGAAAGGACACAAAAAUCUGAUAAUUUUGGUGAAGUGUUUGAGACUGCAGAAGUAGUCUCCCCUUCAGCAGGAGUAGUCUCCCCUUCAGCAGGAGUAGUCUCCCAUGCAUUAGAAGUCGUCCCCGAAGCAACAGGGACAGAAAGUUUAAAGGUAGAGACGGAAACGGGAUUCGAGGCAACUCCCGAUAGUUCCGAUGGGUCGUGGUUACAGGAUGAAGUACCUGAGCUCCCAGCGGUCAAGAAGCGAGGUCACACGAUAUCGGUGAUGUCACCGGCGCAGGUUGCCCAGCAACAGGCUGCUGAUGCAAAGAACAAACGGAGCCUGGGUAAAGACCAGCAGGGAGGAAUUAACCCGAGUUUUGUGUUCCUGCAGCUCUUCCACAGUCACUCGCACCUCCUGGGACAUGACCAGCCACCCAUGUUACUGCCACAGACAGAGACAAUCAACCGAGCUGUGAAGAUGUUGGAUCACAUUCAUCCCUACGAGACUCACAAGAUCGGUGUCAUCUAUGUGGGACAUGGACAGACGAGUGAUGAGAAGGCCAUCCUGUCUAACAUGUAUGGGUCAGAGCGUUACGUCAGCUUCAUCCAACGUCUCGGUGACCUCAUCAGUCUAAAGGACGUCAAUCAGAACCGUGUGUUUCUCGGCGGACUCGAGCUCGGGGCUGACGGACAGUUCACAUACAGCUGGCAAGACGAGUCGAUGCAAGUUAUAUUUCAUGUUGCGACUCUGAUGCCGAAUCGCGAGUCAGACCCCAACUGUAAUGCGAAGAAGCUGCACAUCGGCAACGACUUCGUCACUAUUGUCUACAACGACAGCGGGGAGGACUAUACUAUUGGCACUAUCAAGGGUCAGUUCAACUAUGUGAACAUUGUGAUUCGCCCUCUAGAUUAUGAAACAAAUGCUGUCACCCUUCAGACCAAAGAAGAUAUUGCUGAAAUUCUGGGUCACACUGAUACAAAAAUAAUUUCUGAUGCCAACUUGGCCCUCUUGGUACGACAGAUAGCCAUGCAUUGCAAUCUGGCGUCGCUCGUUCUCCAAAGACAGCAGGUUCAGCCCCAGGAUCCGUUCGCGUCAAACUGGUUGGAGCGACUCAGGCAGAUCAAACGCAUCCACCAGAAGGUUCAGCAGGAGGAGAGUUCUGUCCACGGAAAAACCAGCAGUCCCAAGUCUCGCCUCCACACGCGCUCCUUCAUGGAGGAUUUCACAGACUACGUGUGAGCGAGGACAGUCACGUUAUACAACCAGCAGUCUCUGGUCUCGUAUGACAGUGGAUGUUUACGAAUUCAGUAUUCCAUUCAGUGUACAGUUACUGUCAGUAUUAUAAAGACAUCUCCAACAAUUCAGGAAACAUCCUUGUUUGAGAAUAAACUGGAAAAGGGAUAACGAUUAAUGGCCAACUGAUGGGUUAUGAAAAUAUUUUUCUAUUUUCAUUACUCUGAAAUCCUAUGUUUGGACACAUUUUGUUUAACCUUGGGACAUAAAUGAAUCUUUAUUCAAAAAU
Gigantopelta aegis is the source of this 6752-nucleotide messenger RNA. Its product is annotated as tuberin-like. The coding region runs from base 944 to 6469 and encodes 1841 amino acids. Gene Ontology annotation, biological process: positive regulation of GTPase activity; negative regulation of Wnt signaling pathway; negative regulation of insulin receptor signaling pathway. Gene Ontology annotation, cellular component: nucleus; cytoplasm; TSC1-TSC2 complex. The transcript has 37 exons. Lineage: Eukaryota; Metazoa; Mollusca; Gastropoda; Neomphalida; Peltospiridae. Gene Ontology annotation, molecular function: GTPase activator activity. The record is from RefSeq and is a predicted model, not a curated record.